AUGGAUAAAGUAAGGGUGUCGAAGAUUUUGUCUGAUAAAGUAAAUGAAAUUCUUACGUUGGAGGCUACUGAGAAAGAGAGGAUUUUCAACGAAUUCUUAGCUUCCACUGGCUUUGAUAACUCACGUUUUGGUAGUUCUAUUGACGAGAAAGUCGAUAUUCUCGCUCAAAGUAUGCAAAAACUUGAACAUUAUGACAGGAAACCCCAGAACCUUCGUCAGUCUUCAAUUUCCUUCAGAAACGGGGCCUCAUCUGUGAUAAAUCAAUCGAAUUUAUUGAGGAAUCUUAAUACAGAUUUCAAUUCUCUUGCUUCACGUCUUCAAGCAAUUUCAGGAUCUUUGAAAAAAAUUUCCAAGUUACCUCAGUUACUAGAUGAAGUUAAAGGUGUCGAGAUGGAGGUUCUAUUUGAUGCAGCUAAAAACUUUGAAUCCGAAAUUGAGAUGACAUCUCUCAAAAAGCCUCCUACUCUUCCUGAUUACUUCAAUCCAUCCUUAACGGAAAAUCUUCGUCUUGAUGUUUCAAAACUCCAAAUUCAGGUGGACAAACUACAGGAGGAUCUAAAACAAUUUGGAGAUAUUGGCACCGACUUAGAUAUUGCCAUUCAAGAUGUGAUGAAAUCAGAAGCAAUGCUUUCCCAAUUGCAAAAAGAGAACGACUUAGCUAGUGGAUUUUCUGGCUGGAAAUAA
Molecule: messenger RNA, 684 nt
Organism: Rodentolepis nana
Lineage: Eukaryota; Metazoa; Platyhelminthes; Cestoda; Cyclophyllidea; Hymenolepididae
Source: the annotation of a GenBank genome assembly